UAUAAGAGCGCACUAUGAAUACUGCGGUUAAUCGUUUAGGAACAUAAAUAUUGGUAAGACUGAUAAUCUUUGAAUCCAUACAAUAUGAUGUGAAUUUAAUUGUUGAUUUUCUUAGCAAUUAGAUUAAUCACUGCAACAUAUAUGUGCAAUAAAUCAACAGGUUUAAACUAUAUACCAUAAGUGUAUUCCUUUGAAGGACUUUGUGCCAAUUUUGGAAUAUAAUUUUCUUUUCUUUACUUAAAAAUAAAAAUACUUAAUAAUUUUUAUAAUGAUUAGUGGUCGUGCAUUACAUUUUGUAUUUAAAAUAGCUGAACGCAAACAAACAGCGAAAUUCUAUCGAGAAAUUCUUGGAAUGAAGGUAUUAAGACAUGAAGAAUUUGCUGAUGGAUGUGAGGCUGCUUGUAAUGGUCCAUAUGCAAAUCGAUGGAGUAAAACGAUGAUAGGAUACGGACCUGAAGAUAAUCAUUUUGUAGUUGAACUAACUUAUAAUUAUGGAAUUUCUCAUUACGAAAGCGGAAAUGAUUUUCGUGGAAUAACUAUUCGUUCUAAAGAAGCAAUCGAUAGAGCAAAAAGCAGUGGAUGGCCUGUUCAAGAAGAAAAUGGAAAGUUUAUUUUGCAAGCACCAGGUGGUUACAAGUAUUAUAUUAUUAAUGAACCACAACCCAAAGAUAAAGAUCCAGUAGAGAAAGUAACGUUAUCUAGUUCGAAUCUUCAAAAUACUAUAGCUUAUUGGAGGGAUAUUUUAAAUAUGAAGGUAAUCGAACAAAAAGAUAAUAAAGUUUUAAUGUCUUAUAGCGAAGAUCAAACUAAACUUGAAUUUGUAGAUAUAGGUACUACGGUGGACCAUGCAAAAGCAUAUGGUCGUAUAGCAUUUUCUGUACCAUUGGCUGAACAACCAGAAAUACAGAAAAAGAUUAAGGAGAGUGGACACAAAAUAUUAACCGAUUUGAUAACUUUAGAUACGCCAGGAAAAGCUUCAGUUAGAGUUAUCAUUCUUGCUGAUCCAGAUGAUCAUGAAAUAUGUUUCGUCGAUGAUGAAGGAUUUCGUCAAUUAUCCGUUCCAGAUUAUCCAAGUGAAAAAAUUCUUGAUAGAUAUAUUGCUAAGGAAAAUAAUUAAAUAUUGGAUUAUUUCAAUAUUAUCAGUAUUAUAUCAAAACUGAAUCAGUUAUUAUCUUCUAUCGAAAAAGAUGUUUAUAUGUAUAUAUAUAUUAUUGUGAUGGUGAUGGUACAUCCUGGAUUUUAUAAAUAUAUA
Molecule: messenger RNA, 1252 nt
Organism: Polistes dominula (European paper wasp)
Lineage: Eukaryota; Metazoa; Arthropoda; Insecta; Hymenoptera; Vespidae
Product: glyoxalase domain-containing protein 4
Source: RefSeq, a predicted model, not a curated record